ACACAGGAAGUGUGGAAUCGGCUAUUUCCACUUGACAAAUACAUCGUAAUUUUAAUUUAGUAGAAAAUAUACUAAAAGGAGGAAGACUAGGUCGAAUUUCUCAAAGCAAAAUUUAGUUUCUUGGUGAUAAAGAGUGCUGUGAUUAUAAAUUUUAAAAAAUAAUAAUUUUAUACAAUUUUAUUUGGCAUUAUAAUUUAAAGUAAAAUGCCGGAAAAUACUUUACAGAAUGGGGAUAAACACUUUACUAGAGUUUGGUGCGAUGGAUGUUAUGACAUGGUACAUUUCGGACACGCAAAUUCCUUGCGUCAAGCGAAGGCAUUGGGCGAUCGCCUUGUGGUAGGUAUCCACACGGACGAAGAAAUAAUGAAACACAAGGGACCCCCAGUAUUCACUGCAGAGGAACGCUACAAGAUGGUCCGAGGUAUCAAAUGGGUGGACGAAGUUGUGGAAGGAGCUCCUUAUGUAACGACGUUGGAAACUUUGGAUAAAUAUGACUGUGAUUUUUGUGUACAUGGUGAUGACAUUACGUUGACCGCUGAUGGGGUGGAUACUUAUCACUUGGUUAAAGAAGCGGGUAGAUAUAGGGAAGUCCAACGGACAGCAGGCGUCUCCACGACGGAUUUGGUAGGUCGGAUGCUAUUACUAACGAGGAACCAUUUUAAACAAGGUCAGUAUGAGUACGAUGUCGCUCGGGAACAUUCUUCUUCUAUGGGCCAGGACUCAUUCGCUAGAUCUCCUUGGACAGGUUGUUCGCAGUUUUUGCCGACUACACAGAAGAUUAUCCAGUUUUCAGAUGGAAAAUCUCCGAAACCCGGCGAUAAGAUUAUCUACGUUGCUGGAGCUUUCGAUCUCUUCCACGUCGGUCAUCUGGACUUCUUGGAAAAAGCCAAAGAGCAGGGCGACUACAUAAUAGUCGGACUUCAUACAGAUCCAGUCGUCAACAGAUAUAAGGGCACCAAUUAUCCAAUAAUGAACCUACACGAAAGGGUACUCAGUGUCCUUGCGUGCAAGUACGUUUCCGAAGUGGUAAUUGGUGCUCCCUAUACCGUUACAAAGGAUUUGAUGGAACAUUUCAAAGUCGACGUAGUGAUACAUGGAGAUACAUCUGUUAUGAUGGACGUGGAUGGGAGUGAUCCGUACGAAUAUCCUAAAUCGCUUGGUAAAUUCGUGAGUGUAAAGUCCGGCAACGACAUGACUACGGAGAGAAUCGUAGAAAGAAUAAUCAGAAAUAGAUUGCAGUUCGAAGACAGAAACUCUAAGAAAGAAUUAAAGGAAUUAGAAGUACUUAAAAAAAUGGAAGAGCUCGAGAUAAAACAAAACGGUAUAACAGCAAAUGCGUCGUAAUGCUUUUAAAAUUUUAAUGGUAUGAUCAUUUACAUUCUACAUUAUUACCUCCUUUUUGUAUAUUUGUUUUUGUUUAGUUUCUGUUUGUACCAGUGUAGAAACAAAUAUUUUUCUUAUAACAAAAUUAUGGCUUGUACAAUUGCUUAUAUACCAUGGCAACAUUUGGAAACUGGUAUAAAUAGUAGACAAUUAAGUCAACGAAAUUUUAAGAGGUAUUAGUUCUAUAAUAUUGAGUAACUUUUAAAUCUAUGAUGGAACAACUAAACAUUAUAACAGUAAGUAAAGAAAUGGAUCCAUAUGUAUGGAGUGAGUACUGUAUACCAAAGAGAAAAAUGAAAUGAAAAGCAAAGCAGGAUGUUAGAUAUGUCUUUUUCGUUACCCAACAGACACCUAUAUCAGAAGUCAAACAGUGCAAAUAAUAUUAAUCAGAUACUAUCGUUUGGCAAGGUGAUUGACAGACAGGUGAACAGACAAGACAUACUUUGACAGGAACACUAUAUAGAUAAGGCGAAAACGGCGGGUUCGUUGGAAAAAAUAUUCACAUGAGAUUUUUAUGCAUAAUCACAUUUGUAAUACACCCCAGAAUAAGGUUCAAGAAGUUGCCCACGAGAAAAGUGGUCCAAAUUUUUUUAGUUUUUUUUAAUCAAAUUGCAAAAAUUAUUAUUUUUAGUCUGAACAAAUUUUUUUUAGGUUUUUUAGACCAUUCUGGACAAGAAAGGUCUUUUGUAAUUUUUCGUUUAAGUUGAUGGUUUUCGAGUGAUAAGCAAUUUAAAAUUUCAAAAACGCAAAAAUGGCCAUUUUUAAGACUUAACUCGGUUAAAAAUUAUUAUUAUGAAAGUCAGAAAGUGACUAAAUCAAAGUUUAAAGCCCCCCUACAUGAUCCUGAAGAAAUUUGUGUCAUUAAUUUCAUCUUGUAGGAGGGGUUUUAAAACUUUGAUUUAGUCACUUUCUGACUUUCAUAAUAAUAACUUUUAACCAAUUUAUUAAGCCUCAAAAAUCGCCAUUUUUCGUUUUUUUUCAAUUUUAAAUUGUUUAUAACGUGAAAACGAUCAACUUUAGAGAAACAUUACAAGAGAUCUUUUUUGUCCAGAAUGGUCCAAAAAACCUAACAAAAAUUUGUACGGGCCAAGAAUAUUGAUUUUUGCAAUUUGAUUAAAAAAAAUUUUUAAAAAAAAAUUGGACCACUUUUCACGUGGGCGACUUCUUGAACCUUAUUCUGGGAUGUCUCACGAAUGUGAUUAUGCAAACAAAUCUCAUGGGAAUAUUUUUUCUAACGAUCCCCGCCGUUUUUGCCUUGUCUAAUAAUUCCAAAACAAUGUUAUCUACAAUAUUUGAUUUCUUUAGGAAAUUAUCAAUAUUUAGCUAUCAGAUGAUUAAUAUAUGUGAUACUAUAUAAUAUUUAAGUAAUAAAAUAUAGUAUAUUUGUCAGGUAAACUAUUUCUAUACAUUGUGUAUCGGAUCUUGUACUGCUACUAUUGUGUAAUAGAAGUAGUUCUAUUUUUAGAUCUAUAAGCCAUGCAUAAUUUAGCAAACAUUGAAACACAUACAAAAAUUAUAUAGUUAUUUAUAUAAGAGAUUCAUUUAAGGAACAUGGUGAAUAGACUAAGUAGGCUUUAUUUUAAAGGCUUUAUUUGAUUGUAAGGAGUAACAGAAUUUCCUAUAUUCAAUUUUAGCAUAAGAUAUGUUUUAAUAUUUAUAUUGUUGGCCAAAAUAUAUUUUCUUCUUGAGAAUUUUACACAUGAACGUAAACACUGCACGAUUUGGACAAAGUCCUAAGAUGACUUUCAAAAGUUUCGUCACAGUGUCAUAAUUUCUAUUUCCCCCCUCAAUUUUAGCUUCCAAGAGAUGACUUGUCCACUCUAAAAUAAAGAAGCAUAUUAUUAUAUUAUCGGUUGUGGUGUGAUGCACGAAUAGUCCAAGAGGCAGCGUUGAAAAAUCUCUUUGAAUUUACUAAAGCUAGAUUUUUCACAGUUGAUUACUGUGAUUGUGUAGAGAAACAUACUGCGGUCGGUCAAGCUAAACGUAGAACAGGGGUUACUGAGAGGGUAUCGAAAGUUGCUUUCAUACGAAGGUAAUUAAAUCCAUUUACUAAGGCUAAAAAUCAGUACACACAUUCUAAAUUAAAUAUAAAUAAAAGUUAUUAUAGUCGGUCAGUUGUAUGACGGGACAGAGCCGGUCGAUCGACCCCAGUGAAUGUACAGGGUUAUUAACUAUAUUUUGACCCCCUUGUAAACUGCUUUAUUUACAGAAUUAGAAAAAAAUGUAAAAUACAAAAGUUAUUCGAUUUUUAAAUUAUGAUUUUUUGACAUAUAUAUCGUAUUAGUGACGUCAUCCAUCUGGACGUGAUGACGUAAUCGACUAUUUUUUUAAAUGGGAAUAGGGGUCGAGUGCUAGCUCAUUUGAAAGUUUAUUCAAUUUCCUAUUCAGUAAUAUAAACAUUUACAUGAUUAAUUAUACAGGGUGUCCAAAAUUUUUUUUUUAAUUUAAUUAAUUGUUUAAAUAAUAAUUCAAAAUUUUUUUGGACACCCUGUAUAAAUAAUGAUCUUAAUGUUUAUAGUACUGUAUAGAGAAUUGAAUAACCUUUCAAAUGAGCUAGCACACGACCCCUAUUCUCAUUUAAAAAAAUAGUCGAUUACGUCAUCACGCUCAGAUGGAUGACGUCACUAGUACGAUAUACAUGUCAAAAAAUCAUAAUUAAAAAAUCAAAUAACUUUUGUAUUUUACAUUUUUUUCUAAUUCUGUAAAUAAAGCAGUUUACAAGGGGGUCAAAAUAUAGUGAAUAACCCUGUACAUUCAUUGGGGCCGACCGACCCGCUCUGUCCCGUCAUACAGCUGACCGACUAUAAUAACUUUUAUUUAUAUUCAAUUUAGAAUGUGUGUACUGAUUGUCAGCCUUAGUAAAUGGAUUUAAUUACCUCCGUAGGAAAGCAACUUUGAUACCCUCUCAGUAACCCCUGUUCUACGUUUCGCUUGACCGACCGCAGUAUGUUUCUCUACACACUCACAGUAAUCAACUGUGAAAAAUCUAGCUUUAGUAAAUUCAAAGAGAUUUUUCAGCGCUGCCUCUCCGUCUAGAAUGGCAUAUUCGUGCAUAAGAUUUCUGGACUUCUUCGAAUGAGAAGCUCGGAGUUCGUUCAGUGGCGUAUAUGUCGAGCUUUCCGCAGUUUCUACAAGACUUGUGUCCGCCGAUAUUUUAUUUCCUUGAUUUACUUAACUAAUGCCUUUUUAAAAUCUGCGCAACAAAACUUUACCACUUAUUUUAUUUAUUUAUCAAAUAAAUAAUUACUCUUCGAUUAGAUUGACAAGUUAAUCUCGCUUUAAAUAUCUAUAACAAAGAAGAUUCGUCAGUUUAAUUUUAAAUUAUCAAAAUUGUAACGAAACACGUAUCCAAUAAAUUUUAUUUGACGAAUAACUAUUCACCGAUUUAUUUGUUGUUUGAUUUGUGUGUUUGCCCUAAUUUGUGUAUGAUUAAACAUGGGCCAAUUUUCAAAAUAAAAUGCACAAAAAUGUUCUUUGUCUAUCUUAUCUCAAUGGGGAAUUCAAUGCUAAAUCGCGUAUGUUCAGUUCAAAUUUUGAGCCUGUGUAUACAGUAAUGAGCACGCUAAUAACCGGCAAAAUAACGCAAAAGAUGGAAAACAUAAUACAUUGUGAAAUAAAAAGAGAUGACACUAGUAGAGGUGGAAAUUAUCGAUAUAAACGUAUAAAUUAACAUUAAAUUACUUAGUUUUUCACCUUUAGACGUAUCGGAGGAGUAUGACUGUCACUGUGACAGGAGAAUUUAUGUAAUGUUAAUGUAAUGUUAAUUUAUACAUUUAUAUCGAUAAUUUCCAUCUCUACUAGUUUCAUCACUUUUUAUUUCACAAUGUAUUAUGUUUUCCAUCUUUUGCCUUAUUUUGCCGGUUAUUAGCGCGAUCAUCUGUAUAUUCUUUUUCUCAUAAGCAUCUUUCAGUGCGUCACAGUUUUUCGAUUUCUUUCUAACGCAUUAAAUUGUAUGUGACAGAGAAAUGGCACGUCGGUGAUUACAGACAUUUAUAACAUUUAUUCUAGUUGUCGAUAGAUGGCGCUAUAAUCGAAAAAAAAAAUUAUUUACUAAUUAUACAGUCGGAAAAAUGAAAGAAUACCCAUGAACGAUCACAUAAAUCACAUAUUAUUCAGAUUAUUAAUAAUCUAUCUCUCUCGUUUGUUAUUUAUGAAAAAAAGCAAAUGCAAAAUAUGUGAUUGAUGUAAUCGUUCAUGGGUAUUCUUUCAUUUUUCCGACUGUAUGAUAUAUCUACGAAUAUUAUCUGUACAAUUUAAAAGACUAUACAAAUCAAAGAAAAUACCAUUUUAUAAAAAUGCAAUAAACACAAUUGAUUUGUUUUUAUGCCAAAUGGCAAAUCAAAUGUGACAACUGUCAGAUUUAACUAAAAUGUUAUGUUAAAAUAAAUGUCAUAAAUGUGUAUUAUCACGGACUUACCUUUUUUUCUAUCAUUUGUGACGCACUGAAAAAUGCUCAUGAAAAGGACCAUACCUGACAUAAUAAACAUGUAUUCUAAAUAAUUUAUUUUUUAUAUUAAUAUAUUUUUGCUUGAAAGUUUAGAUUAUUAGAUUAUGGAAUUAAAAAUAUAUUUGAGCAACUCUUUUUAGCUCCAUUUAUUAGAAAAUCUGUUACUCCUUAUUAUUUAUAACUUCACUGAUUUUUUAUUUAAAAUUUGAUCUCAAUUUUUAUCAAAAAUGAAAGAUUACUGGCUUUAAAACCAUUAGAUUAUUUUUUCUAAACAAAGUACAUUUCUCAUUUACUAUAUCGUAAGAAACGCAAUUUUGAGAAGAAAUGCAAUUUUGAUCACGCUUACUAAAAUGUUUUAAAAUAAUUAAUGAAAAUGCUUGAAGUUGAUGUUGAUAAGUGUAUGAGAAAUGUAGAAAUCCUAAUUUACUUUGUUAUAUUUAAUACAGGGCUUUCUGAAACAGAAAACAAGAUACGGAAUAUAUUUUUUAUUUUUUUCUUCCCCGCUAGAUAUCCUGUAUCAGAUGGACAUGUUGUUGCUGAAUAUAAGAAGUGUUAAAAAUUAAAAAGGAUUGUAGUUUUGAUAUACAGUACGUAAAUCGUUCAGAUGGACGUAGGUAAUAUACAUUGAGAUAAUUGUGGCAACUGCGCUAACCUGUGUUAGUUGAAGCUUCUGUUCGAGUACGUGUAUCUGGUGCAAUACAGCUGUUAGAACGAAUAGAAUGAGUGGGUCUGCAAGCAAGUCUGUCCAUAAAUAAAUCAAAACAAAGAUUAUGAUUAUUAAGUUAAUAAUUUUACUUUAAUUUUUAAAAUUUCCUUAGGCCAAAAAUGUUUAGCUACUACACACUACCACAUUGUCAGAUUUUGACGUUUAUUUGUGUAAGUUGAAAUGAAUGAUCAAUUUUGAGGUUACAUACCUACAUAAUCGAUUGCCUCUUUUACCAAUAGGUGUCGAGGUUAAGAAUUUUGAGGUUAAUGCCCCUUAAUAUUAACAACCAUAUUGUCAUCGAGACAGCGCAGUUGCUACAAUUAUCUCAAUAUAUGUCCAGCUGAACGAUUUACGAUAUGAUAAAAAAUACUUUAUUGAAAAUUUAUCAUCAUCUUUAAAUAUAGUUAAAUUUAAACAACCUUUUUUCUAAUGAUUUCAUUUUAAUUUUAAUCUGAAAAAUUGAUACUUUCUCAAAACUGAUUAUAUAAAUUCAAGUUUUGUUUAAUUGUAACAAAAUGUAUCGUUAAAUGUAUUGUUAUAUGUAACAAAAUUUCAUGUGAUAUCUGGUCUUUAACAUGUAAAAGUUUUUCUGUAUUUUUACACAUUAAUUUUUGAUGUACCAUUUUUUUAGUGCUAAGACUUUUGGAUAGCCUUGUAUUAACACUGUUUCCUUAUGCCCCACUUUUAGGACCCUGAGGCGUGUACAUGUUUUAUGAAGCUUUCUAUUUUUACUAUGUCUUACUGUUUUGCCUAGAUUUUACAUUAACACAAAGUUGUACAUUUGGACUUUGUUGAAAUAAUGUACCUAAUUUUUAUAUUUUGUUUAUACUUUGUAACAUUUAGUGUUUUUAUUUAUUCAGUUGUAUAUUAGAAAUUAUAAAUAUAAAAUAUAUUGUUAUUA
Molecule: messenger RNA, 7437 nt
Organism: Diabrotica virgifera virgifera (western corn rootworm)
Lineage: Eukaryota; Metazoa; Arthropoda; Insecta; Coleoptera; Chrysomelidae
Product: ethanolamine-phosphate cytidylyltransferase
Exons: 5
Coding region: 205-1344 (379 amino acids)
Biological process (GO): phosphatidylethanolamine biosynthetic process
Cellular component (GO): cytoplasm
Molecular function (GO): ethanolamine-phosphate cytidylyltransferase activity
Source: RefSeq, a predicted model, not a curated record